AUGAUAGUGGACUGUGACCCCAUGGCUAGAUUAAUGAUAGUCUCUACAACAUCAACAAUUAUUUAUAAAAUAAAUUUAGUCUCACUCUCAGUCAUUCUUCUCUCUCCAGAGUUUAAAGAGAUCCGACUCUCAGAGGGCUGUGAGGGGAAUCUGGAAGUGUUCUACAAUGGAACCUGGGGUAAUGUGUGUUACAAUCAGAUGGAUGAUGAGACGGUAAACAUGGUGUGUCGAGAGCUGAACUGUGGAAGACGAGGCAGUCUGUCAAACACUGAAGCACGAGUAAAAUCUGCUCCUAAUUGGCUGGAUCAUCUGCAAUGUAGGAAACACGACUCUAAUCUGUGGCAGUGUCCAUCUUCACCCUGGGGACAGAACAGAUGUGAUAAUCAUGAUGAAGUGGCUCGUAUUACCUGCACAGAAGAUGAAACGUCUCUACAGAUACAAGAAAAGUGCUCUUCAAUCCCCCCUCAGAAACACUGCUCAAAGCACUGGUCUCUCAGGCUGAGUGGAGGAAAGGGAAGCUGCUCUGGGAGGUUGGAGGUGUAUCAUAACUCUACGUGGGGCUCCGUUUGUGAUGAACGAUGGAACAUCAGGAACGCUCAGGUGGUGUGCAGACAGCUGGGCUGUGGGUCGGCGCUGAGUGCUGAUAGGAAUGUUUGGUUGGGUUCUGGUGAAGGGACUAUCUGGAUGAACAGAGUGAAGUGUCGAGGGGAUGAGAUUCACCUGUGGGACUGUCAUCAUUCCCUGAAGAACCACACUGACUGCUCUCAUGCUGGAGUCACCUGUGCAGACAUAUCCACCAUGUCCACUGCUACACCCACCACCACCACCACCACCACCACCACCACCAAAUCAGAUGGAAGAUAAUGAUGAUGUCAUCACUAUGGAACAGGAUGUAGGAGAGACAAAUGUGUCACUUCAACACCUGAAACUGUGUCCAACUACAAUAUACCCAGAAUGCACUGUGGCCUACAAACAUGACCAACCAUGGACUACAACACAGAACACCGUCACAUUCCUUGUUCUCCGUCUUAGCAAAAAGAUUAGAGAGAGUUAAUUCACACCUAUUGGUUCUUAACCAGCUGUGCUCUUCUUUCAUUACACUAUCAGUCCUAUAAAUAUUAUCACUCAGCUUAAAUAUCACUCACAUCUCACCUCAAUAAUCUCAGUGAUUAUUCAUUAUAGUCUAAAUGACUUUAAUCUUAGCUGAAACCUUUUGAAACAAAACAGUGAUGUUCACAUUCUUGUUUAACUGAAAUUUAUUCAUUUUGCACAAUAUUAUUGCCUUAUGUGUUCUGCUGUGCUGUGUUCACAUCCACCUUGUAAUAUUGAGCAGUUAAGAAGAAGCCUUUUGUACCAGGAAUUUCACUUUCAGCAGUUUUACUCUGUAUAAUUUUUAGUUUGUGACAAACAAGUGAAUCUUGACUCUAUUAUUCAGUGUUUUUAGAAAUGUGUUUGUAAUUAUAAUACCUUUUUUUGCUAUUUCUGAAAUAAAUACUAUUUUAAUAAAACAAA
Molecule: messenger RNA, 1512 nt
Organism: Hemibagrus wyckioides
Lineage: Eukaryota; Metazoa; Chordata; Actinopteri; Siluriformes; Bagridae
Product: antigen WC1.1-like
Exons: 6
Coding region: 1-864 (287 amino acids)
Cellular component (GO): membrane
Source: RefSeq, a predicted model, not a curated record